This is a messenger RNA of Gongylonema pulchrum, 1143 nucleotides long. The record is from the annotation of a GenBank genome assembly. Lineage: Eukaryota; Metazoa; Nematoda; Chromadorea; Rhabditida; Gongylonematidae.
AUGGGAACAUCUCAUUCGUCAUCAAAACUUUCGAAGGAAGAUGAGGAAAGCUGUAAUGAAAGUGAUCGUGAGGAUUCGUCGGUGGCUGAAGGCACACCAGUGGUGCGGCCGAAGAAUUCGAAAAAAGGACCGUUUGAUUUUGAGGGCACGCGUUGUUUUCAGGAGAUCGAUCACGAGCACACGGGUGCGGUAUGGUGUAUGAAAUUUUCGUUAUGUGGACGAUUGCUGGCGACAGCGGGCCAAGAUAAUAUAAUAAGGGUUUGGGUACUUCGCAAUCACUUAUCGUACUUCAAUACGCUACGUGAUCGUUACAAUUUGAAAUCCAAAAAAAGCACGAUAUCGAUGGAUGAAAAUUUGAUGCAAAAUCAAAUGCAGGAUAUUGAAAGUGAUUUAUGCUCAUCCGCAACGAUUGGUGGAAGUGCCGGAUCGUCCUCGUCACGUGACGAUGAAAGUACCACAGAAACUGCAUCACUGAUUGCUCCGAAACCAUUGUGUACCUACAGAGGCCAUACUGCCGAUGUGCUGGAUUUGUCCUGGUCACGCAACUACUUCAUCCUCUCAUCUGGUAUGGAUCGCACAGUAAAACUGUGGCAUCUUUCACGUCCCGAAUGCCUCUGUUGCUUUCAGCACAUGGAUUUUGUCACAUGCAUCGCUUUCAUGCCAAAGGACGAUCGAUAUUUUCUUUCGGGAUCACUGGAUGGCAAACUUCGGCUGUGGCAUAUUCCGGACAAGAAAGUGGCACUGUGGAAUGAGGUGGAACAGGUGAAAUUCAUCACAGCAAUUGCUUUUGCAAAGAAUGGAAAAUUUGCUGUUGUGGGCACCUAUGAUGGUCGUUGUUUCUUCUUCACAACCGAUCAACUCAAAUAUCACACAGUUAUUGAUGUGCGAUCAACUCGCGGGAAAAAUGCCAGAGGGCAUAAGGUCACCGGCCUAGCCGUUCAUGGCGAUAAAUUGCUGGUAACAUCAAACGAUUCACGUAUACGGAUGUACGAUCUUCGAGAUAUGGCACUUACGUGUAAAUUUAAGCAGCGUCGGAGUGCCGAAGAGCGUUCGGAUCAGUCGAAAGCGAGCAAAAAUAGCGCUGAACGCCAGAUCCACGGUGAUGUGAUCAUUUCGGCCGAUUUGUGCGGCUCAAUUCGAGUU